Messenger RNA from Fonsecaea nubica, 768 nucleotides. RefSeq lists its product as hypothetical. Lineage: Eukaryota; Fungi; Ascomycota; Eurotiomycetes; Chaetothyriales; Herpotrichiellaceae. The transcript is spliced from 4 exons. The record is from RefSeq and is a predicted model, not a curated record. Bases 1 to 768 code for a protein of 255 amino acids.
AUGCGCUUCCUAUCUUUCGCCGCUGUCGGACUCUCCUCCCUCCUCCAUCUUGCAGCAUCGCAAGAUCUUUCUAGUCUCCCAGCAUGUGCUGUGACCUGCGCCGUCAACGCCAUCUCUAGCACCGGCUGUGCUGCCACCGAUGCUGCCUGUGUGUGCCAGGCAAGCAGUUUCCUCACUGGAGUGUAUACGUGCAUUUCUGCUUCUUGCAGUGCAGAUGAUAUAGCUGCAACUCUGCAAUUUGCCCAACAAUACUGCGGAUCGGCGGGCAUCAGCAUUACCCUCCCCACGGCCUCUGCCACUGCCGGACCGACUUCCACGCCGAGCUCAGCAGCCAGUAGCCCAGCGACAGCUUCCGCCUCCGUGACCAGCAGCUCUGUGCCAGCGAGCGGCGCCCCCGCUGCAACCUUUACUGGUGGAGCGCAGAUCUUGAAGCAACAGUGGGCAGGCGUUGCUGGGAUGAUUGGACUGGGUGUUGCCGCCGUGCUGAAGCUGGUAUUGAGCACGCCAUCAACUCUCGCACUACCCCCAGCGUCUCCGAACUGGUCAAACCGAUCACACCAGAAGGAAAAAGGAGCCGAUGCCGUGGUCGUCUUCACUGCGGCCAGGGCUGGGGGUACGCGUGACCUUACGCCCAAUCUCCUCAAGCGAGGCGGACGGUUCGUCUGUGUUGGCGCGCCACCGAACGGGAUUGUCUUCGACUCAAUGGCUUAUGAAACGUAUCUCGAAGUCCGGGCAAGUCUCGGCAAAGCGUUGUGGAAGACGGAUUAG